AUGAGUGCGCCCAGACUCUCGCCCCAGGCGCAGCGAUGGCGCGUCGUCAUGUUCACGUUCCCCAUCAUUGGCAUCACCAGCUGGAUGCUUUACAGACGCACGGUGCUCGGGGAGAAACGUCGGGAGCUGCCGUCGCAGUCGGAGGUGGAGGAGCAUGGGAAGGAGAAGGUCGUCGGGUUGUUCACCGCGGGGUCGAAGCCUGAUGGAGGCGCGCCGUCGUGA
Epithele typhae is the source of this 222-nucleotide messenger RNA. RefSeq lists its product as uncharacterized. Bases 1 to 222 code for a protein of 73 amino acids. The transcript is spliced from 2 exons. Lineage: Eukaryota; Fungi; Basidiomycota; Agaricomycetes; Polyporales; Epitheliaceae. The record is from RefSeq and is a predicted model, not a curated record.